CAAUCUCUUUCUUUCGAUUACAAUUCCCCCCACAGCCCUCCCUCAAACCGACGUCUGAACGAAGGGUUUGGGGAUUCGGAGUUUUUGUGAAUUUCUUUAAAUUUCAUGGCUGAUCGUAACCUGGCGGUCGUCAAGCCGAUAUGGAUGAAGCAAGCUGAAGAAGCAAAACUGAAGAGUGAGGCCGAAAAAGCCGCUGCUGCCAAGGCAGCAUUUGAGGCUACGUUCAAGGAUGUGGAUAAGAACCGUGAAGCUACUGUAGCGUCAUCUGAUAGUGACGGCGAGGAGGAAGCGGAAGACUUAGCAAAUAAGCCUAUCGGCCCAGUGGAUCCCACCAAGUGCAUGGCUGCUGGGACUGGAAUUGCAGGUGGCACGGCUUGCGCGCCAUCAUCAUUUGUGGUGGUGACAAAGGAUGCAGAUGGAAGGAAAGUGCUGCAUGGUGGGGCCCAGAUUAGUGUGAAGGUUGCCCCUGGAGUGGGGGUUGGGGGAUCGGAGCAGGAUGGAAUUGUGAAGGAUAUGGGAGACGGGUCAUACACUGUCACAUACGUGGUUCCAAAGAGAGGGAAUUACAUGGUAAAUGUCGAGUGUAAUGGGAAACCCAUCAUGGGUAGUCCGUUCCCAGUGUUCUUCAGUGCAGGCACCACUACUGGAGGGCUGCUGGGUUUGGCUCCAGCAGCCUCAUUUCCGAAUUUAGUUAACCAGACCAUGCCUAACAUGCCAAAUUACUCUGGUUCUUUCUCGGGGGCUGUCCCGGGGUUGCUUGGAAUGAUUCCAGGAAUUGUUCCUGGUGCUUCUGGUGGGGCAGUUUUGCCUGGUAUUGGGGCAUCUCUUGGGGAAGUGUGCCGAGAAUAUCUUAACGGACGGUGUGCGAAAACAGAUUGCAAGUUCAGUCACCCGCCUCACAACUUGUUAAUGACUGCAUUAGCUGCCACAACGACCAUGGGAACUCUCAGUCAAAUGCCCAUGGCACCUUCUGCAGCUGCAAUGGCUGCUGCUCAGGCCAUUGUUGCUGCUCAAGCACUUCAAGCCCAUGCUGCUCAGGCGCAAGCUCAAGCUCUGUCCACCAGAGACUCUUCUGGAUCAUCUGACGGAGAGUGCAAGUCUGAUUCCCUGAAGAAAACUCUACAAGUUAGCAACCUCACUCCACUUCUCACAGUGGAUCAGUUGAAACAACUUUUUAGUUUUUGUGGCACGGUGGUUGAUUGUACUAUCACCGAUUCCAAGCAUUUUGCUUACAUAGAAUAUUCAAAACCUGAAGAAGCAACUGCUGCUUUGGCAUUGAACAAUAUAGAGGUUGCGGGUCGCCCACUGAAUGUUGAAAUGGCAAAAUCACUACCUCCUAGACCAGCAAUAUUGAAUUCACCACUGUCUUCAUCCAGUUUGCCUGUGAUGAUGCAGCAAGCAGUUGCAAUGCAACAGAUGCAUUUUCAGCAGGCUCUUGUAAUGCAACAGACAAUGGCUGCACAGCAGGCAGCUAGCCGAGCUGCAACCAUGAAGUCUGCGACAGAUCUAGCAGCAGCUAGAGCUGCAGAAAUCAGUAGGAAGUUGAAAGCUGAUGGACUUUUGCCAGAAGAUGAGGAAACAACACAAAAAUCUAGGUCACCAUCCACCACCCGUGCAAGGUCAAGAUCCAAGUCUAGAUCUCCUGUCAGUUAUCGCCGAAAGCGAAGGUCUCGCUCUUUUUCACCUCGUCCCCGUGUCUCAAGAGAUCAUAGAUCCAGAUCACCAUUUAGGUCUCGCAAUUACUCCCGCUAUGAAAGUGAAAGGCGGUCAUAUAGGGAUGUUAGGGAUAGCAGUGAGAAAAGUAGAAGGCAGGAUUCGGAUCGCUUACAUGAUCAUCAUUCUUCUGCUUUGAGGAGAUAUAGGAGUAGGAGCACUAGUCCUCUAACCAGAAAGUCAUAUCGAGAUGAUUCAGAGUCGCCAAAACGUCGCCGAGAAAGUCCAACACAUAGGACUAGGAAAUCUUCUCGUGCAGCUUCAAGAUCUCCAGAGCACCGGAGGGGAAGUAGGUCAUCCCCAAGGAGUGAUGAUGAAAUAAAACCAAAACACAGGAGGAGUUCCAGAUCAAAAUCUGCAGAAGGUAAGCAUCGCUCCAAUGAUAAAGUUGAUGAAAGCAGAGAAAGAAAGUCGAAGCACCGCAGGCGCUCCAGGUCGGCCUCAGCAGAAGAUAAGGGUCACAGACGAAGUAGAUUGUCUGCAAGAGUUUUGGACGAAAGUAAAUCAAAACACAAAAGGCGUUCUAGGUCCAAAUCUCCACAAGAUAAGAAUCAGUCAAGUAAUAAAAAUGACAGAAGUAGAGAAGAGAAAUCAAAGGACCAUGGCAGAAGGCGGUCCAGGUCAAAAUCCUGUGAAAAUAAGCGGCACAAGGGAAGUAGGAUGUCACCAAGACAUUCAGAUGAACACAAACCAAAAUACCGAAGGCGCUCAAGGUCAAAAUCUGCAGAAAAUAAAAAUCACUCGAAUGAUAAUGGAAUAUAUGAAAAUACAAAACAACAUGAUAGAGAACCUGUCAAGUAUGAGGAUUUCGGUGCUGAACUUGAUCUCAAUUUCAAGGAUUCAAUGAAUGUAAAGGAUGAUGGGACACCAGUUUCUCUGUCAUCGACUUACAAGGGCUCCUUGGUUACAAAAAAUGACAAUGGGAAAGUUGUCAACAAUGAGGAUGAUUACAACAAUUCUGGGGGGGAUGACAGUGAUCAUGAGAAAACUGACGCUAUCACGAGUGAACAACUUAGAGCUGAAGGAAUGUGA
Messenger RNA from Ilex paraguariensis (yerba mate), 2745 nucleotides. The record is from the annotation of a GenBank genome assembly. NCBI's taxonomy places the organism in Eukaryota, Viridiplantae, Streptophyta, Magnoliopsida, Aquifoliales, Aquifoliaceae.